CAGCGUCCAAGGGUUUCUCUCCCAUUUCGAGCUCACUUUGCUACCACCACCCUUCGCAGAGUCAGAGCUUUCGGGUUUUCCUUUUCCUUGCUUUUUUGGCUUUCAGGCGUCCAAACAGAAGAAAAGCUUUUAAUAGACUUGGGUAUUUGUGGGAUUUUUCUGUAGGGGAAGGAAGAUUAAUUCAGAGAUGGCUGCUGGUCUGGCUUCCAAAUGGUCUCGCGUUGGCCGUUCAUUGUUGGGGGGCCUUGGAAACAACUUGUCUAAUUUACUGACCACGUCACAUGAGAUGGCAUGCAACAAUUCCUUAUCUCAGCAGCAAAGGACUUUCAUUCAGAUGAGGACGGUUCUCAAAGUGGUGGACAACUCGGGGGCAAAAAAGGUGAUGUGCAUACAAGCUUUGAAGGGGAAGAAAGGUGCAAGGUUGGGAGACACAAUAGUUGCAUCUGUCAAGGAAGCCCAUCCAAAUGGAAAAGUCAAGAAAGGAAAGGUUGUGUAUGGUGUGGUUGUACGUGCAGCCAUGCAACGCGGCCGUUGCGAUGGCAGUGAGGUCAAGUUUGAUGACAAUGCUGUGGUACUUGUCGACAAGCAAGGGCAGCCAAUUGGGACGAGAGUUUUUGGGCCUGUCCCUCACGAGCUACGGAAGAAAAAGCAUGUCAAGAUUCUUACUUUGGCGGGGCAUAUUGCGUAGAGUGUGGGAGUCUUUGGAAUCCAGAUGCAGGAGUGGUAGCAUAGGCAUGAUUUGGAUAAAUCUAGCAUAUGCUUGGUUAGACUUGAAUUUUGCCUGAAUUUGUCUGCACUGAAAAAAAAAGAAAAAGAAUAUUGUUUUAUUCCAUCAAUUUUCAAGCAGUGAGAUGAUAGCCAAGUGACCUGUAACUUUUAACUAAUUGAAUGCCUAUAUUGCUUGUCAUUAGUUUAACACUAUUCUUGUGUAAGAUGUCAAACAAAUGACACACAAUGUGGUUUUCAACUAAUUGAUUGCCUAUAUUGGCUUA
Messenger RNA from Corylus avellana, 992 nucleotides. Its product is annotated as Ribosomal protein L14p/L23e family protein. Lineage: Eukaryota; Viridiplantae; Streptophyta; Magnoliopsida; Fagales; Betulaceae. Gene Ontology annotation, cellular component: ribosome; mitochondrial large ribosomal subunit. The record is from RefSeq and is a predicted model, not a curated record. Gene Ontology annotation, molecular function: large ribosomal subunit rRNA binding; structural constituent of ribosome. Gene Ontology annotation, biological process: translation.